Rhea pennata is the source of this 1950-nucleotide messenger RNA. RefSeq names its product netrin 3 (gene NTN3). Gene Ontology annotation, cellular component: basement membrane. NCBI's taxonomy places the organism in Eukaryota, Metazoa, Chordata, Aves, Rheiformes, Rheidae. The transcript has 7 exons. Gene Ontology annotation, biological process: substrate adhesion-dependent cell spreading; tissue development; animal organ morphogenesis. Bases 106 to 1869 code for a protein of 587 amino acids. Gene Ontology annotation, molecular function: protein binding. The record is from RefSeq and is a predicted model, not a curated record.
UGUUGCUCUCGCCGCCCGCGGCCCCGGACCUGCCCCCUGCCGCACCCGGACCGACCUAGCUACCUGCCCCGCCGCGGAAGGACCUGUUUUUCUUGCCCCAGGAGGAUGGAGGUCCUUCAGCUCCUGCGCCUGCUCCUCACUGCCUGCAUGCUGGGCCUCUCACAGACAGUGAACCCCUUUGUGGCCCAGCAGACACCCCCAGACCCUUGCUAUGAUGAGAAUGGUGCUCCACGCCGCUGCAUCCCUGAGUUUGUCAAUGCUGCCUUCGGGAAGGAGGUACAUGCCUCAAGCACAUGUGGGAAACCUCCAACAAGGCAGUGCAAUGCCUCGGACCCCCGCAAAGCCCACCCACCAGCCUACCUCACUGACCUCAACACUGCUUCCAACAUGACAUGCUGGCGCUCGGAGACCCUGCAUCAAUCACCCCAGAAUGUCACCCUCACCCUCUCCCUUGGCAAGAAGUUUGAGGUGGUGUAUGUCAGUCUGCAGUUCUGCUCACCCCGUCCUGAGUCCACCGCCAUCUUCAAGUCCAUGGAUUAUGGCAAGACUUGGGUGCCAUACCAGUACUACUCCUCCCAGUGCCGCAAGAUCUAUGGCAAGCCCAACAAAGCCACUGUCACCAAGCAGAACGAGCAGGAGGCCCUCUGCACUGAUGGCCUCACUGACCUCUACCCCCUCACUGGUGGACUCAUCGCCUUCAGCACCCUUGAUGGGCGGCCUUCCGCCCAAGACUUUGACAACAGCCCCGUGCUCCAGGACUGGGUGACAGCCACUGACAUCCGGGUCAUUUUCAGUCGCCCUCAUCUCUUCCGUGAUCUGGGGAGUCGUGACAAUGAAGAAGAGGAUGGAGGCACAGGCUCAUCACCCUAUUACUAUGCGGUGGGAGAGCUGCAGGUUGGUGGGCGCUGCAAGUGCAACGGGCAUGCAUCACGCUGUGUGAAGGACAAGGAACAGAAGCUGGUGUGCGACUGCAAGCACAACACGGAGGGCCCUGAGUGUGACCGCUGUAAGCCCUUCCACUACGACCGCCCCUGGCAGCGGGCCAACGCCAGGGAGGCCAACGAGUGUCUCGCCUGCAACUGCAACCUGCACGCCAGACGCUGCCGCUUCAACAUGGAGCUCUACAAGCUCUCAGGCAGGAAGAGUGGAGGAGUUUGCCUCAACUGCCGGCAUAAUACUGCGGGGCGGCAUUGCCAUUACUGCAAGGAGGGUUUCUACCGGGACCUGAGCAAAUCCAUCACUGAUCGCAAAGCUUGCAAAGCCUGCGACUGCCACCCAGUUGGGGCAGCUGGUAAAACCUGCAACCAGACUACAGGACAGUGUCCAUGCAAAGACGGUGUGACAGGCCUCACAUGUAACCGCUGUGCCAAGGGCUACCAGCAGAGCCGCUCACCAGUGGCCCCCUGCAUCAAGAUCCCGGCCAUCAACCCAACCUCCCUCGUCACCAGCACAGAAGCACCUGCAGACUGUGACUCGUACUGCAAACCAGCCAAAGGCAACUACAAGAUUAAUAUGAAAAAGUACUGCAAGAAGGACUAUGUGGUCCAAGUGAACAUCUUAGAAAUGGAGACGGUGGCUAACUGGGCCAAGUUCACCAUCAAUAUCCUCUCUGUCUACAAGUGCCGUGACGAGCGGGUCAAGCGUGGUGACAACUUCCUGUGGAUUCACAUGAAAGACUUGUCCUGCAAGUGUCCCAAAAUCCAGAUCAGCAAGAAGUACUUGGUAAUGGGUAUCAGUGAAAACUCCACUGAUCGGCCAGGACUGAUGGCCGAUAAGAAUAGCCUGGUUAUUCAGUGGAGGGAUGCUUGGACUCGUCGUCUUCGGAAACUGCAACGACGGGAGAAGAAAGGGAAAUGCAUGAAACCAUGAGGAGUUUCAUGUCUGUCCCUUACCUAAGUCCUCAACCUUGCCUGUGCGCACUGCCUAGACUGCUCUCAGAGACUCUGUAUA